Chinchilla lanigera (long-tailed chinchilla) is the source of this 946-nucleotide messenger RNA. RefSeq lists its product as uncharacterized. The record is from RefSeq and is a predicted model, not a curated record. The coding region runs from base 279 to 917 and encodes 212 amino acids. NCBI's taxonomy places the organism in Eukaryota, Metazoa, Chordata, Mammalia, Rodentia, Chinchillidae. The transcript has 2 exons.
GGGGCGCGCGAGGCGGUGGUUCCGUGCUGGUUCAGGGUCUCAUUCCCCCUCGGUGGGUUUUGGGUUUUCGGUGGGCCCCGGUUGGCGAUCUCGUUCCAGUUUUUCGCACCGCCGUGGCGGGAAGCGGCGGCGAAGGUGGAAGGGGGAGGUCGGUGUCGCCAUUUUGUUUCUUCCCUCUGGCGCCUCGCGCCAGGAGCUGUCCUUCUUUCCUGGUCGAUUUGCAUGGAGUUUUGGGAAGGGACCUUCUUAGAGAUUUCGAGCGUUAGGGGAGGGUGGGAAUGCCCGGGCUCCGCAGCCUCGUCCCGCAGCCUGGGCCCCGCGGUGGGGUCCGCUUUGUCGCAGCGCUGCAUCCGGGCACUUGGUGCGCGCACGCGCCCUGCCGCCCCUCCCCCUGGCAGUGCGUGUUCCCCUUCUCCGCCUCGUGUCGGUCCUGCUUUUUGUCGCGAGACCCUCGGCCGGAGACCGCGCCGCCUGCGUCCGGUUGGGCUUCGGCCUCCCGGUCCCGGGGGAAAGGGCGGGACUGCUGUUCCCGCCUGCUUGCCACGCGGCCGGGGCGGAGGCCCGGGGGUCUGGGCCGCGCUUCCGUGGAGGGGACAGAGAUUGGCCGUCGGGCAUGGGGACCCGGCCCGAGUGUUUUCCCGCCUAAAUUUCUGUUUAAGUGGGGGGAAGCGAAAGAAACGGCCGCGCGAGGCCCACGUCCUCUCCCGGGUUUUCGCCCUUUUCCGCGGGGGAAGGGCCUCGUUUCCUGUACGGAGGAGAUAGAGCUGAUCCUGCGAGUGCGUCUUUGUCGUGGCGUCUUAAACGUGCGUUCUGCUCUGGGCUUGAUCUUGGAGAGCUCUUGGAGACAGAAUUGGAGCCACAGUCUGGAGGUUCCAGGAUGUGAGGACUUCAGCACUGUUACACUGAAACUAAUGUAAUUAUGUUUUUGUUUUGCAGACUAUACCCA